This is a messenger RNA of Cucurbita pepo subsp. pepo (vegetable marrow), 3141 nucleotides long. RefSeq lists its product as uncharacterized. Lineage: Eukaryota; Viridiplantae; Streptophyta; Magnoliopsida; Cucurbitales; Cucurbitaceae. The record is from RefSeq and is a predicted model, not a curated record. Gene Ontology annotation, biological process: protein phosphorylation. Gene Ontology annotation, molecular function: protein binding; protein kinase activity; ATP binding.
UCACGAUAUCUUUCUGAAAUUCCCAAUUGGGAGCUUACAACUAUGGCUACUCAUAGCCAAACCCGACGAUGGUGCUACUCUGUUUCGUUUACUCUGUUUCUUCUUCUCUCUGUUCAAGCCAUUGACGCCAUAGCCAUGGAAACUGAAGCUCUUCUGAGAUGGAAACAGAGUCUCCCCAAGCAGUCGAUUCUUGAUUCAUGGGUUGUUCCUUUAAACUCGAGCUCCUCUGUUUCAAACCCAUGUCAAUGGCGGGGCAUUUCGUGCAAUAAACAGAGCAGCGUCGUUGAAAUCAAGCUCGACAAUACUGGUUUAGUUGGUACUCUCGAUCACUUGAACUUCUCUUCGUUUCCAAAUCUCCUUCGUCUUGAUCUCAAAAUCAAUAAUCUUACUGGUGUGAUUCCCCCCUCCAUUGGUGUUCUUUCAAAGCUUCAGUUUCUUGAUCUUUCCACCAACUUUCUCAACAGUACUCUGCCUCUGUCUCUCGCGAAUCUCACAGAGGUUUUUGAGCUUGAUGUUUCUCGUAAUUCCAUUACUGGGUCUUUGGAUUCUCGUCUUUUUCCAGAUGGGUCUGGUAAUUCCAAAACUGGGUUGAGGAGUUUGAGGAAUCUUUUGCUUCAAGAUACUCUGCUUGAAGGCAGAGUACCUGAAGAGAUUGGGAAUAUCAAGUCUUUGAAUUUGAUUGCUUUCGAUAGAAGCCAAUUUUCAGGUCCAAUUCCUCAGUCUUUGGGGAAUUUGAGUAACUUAAACAUUCUUCGUCUCAAUGACAAUCAUUUCUUUGGAGAAAUUCCUCAAAGUAUUGCAAAUUUGAAGAACUUGACUGAUUUGCGUCUGUUCAUCAACGAUUUAUCUGGUGAAGUGCCACAGAAUUUGGGAAAUAUGUCAUCUUUAACUGUUCUUCAUCUUGCUGAAAACAAUUUCAUAGGUAGUUUACCUCCCGAUGUCUGUAAAGGAGGGAAACUCGUUAAUUUUUCAGCUGCAUUCAACGGUUUUACCGGUCCAAUCCCUAUGAGCUUGAAGAACUGUCCUAGUUUAUACCGUGUUUUGAUUCAGAGCAACAACAUUACCGGAUCAUUGGACCAAGAUUUCGGAGUGUAUCCAGAGCUUAAUUACAUCGACUUAAGCAACAAUCAGUUCAAUGGAAACCUCUCUCCAAAAUGGGGAGAAUGCAAAAACUUGACCCUUUUGAGGAUCACAGGCAACAGGGUUAAUGGCGAAAUCCCAAAUGAGAUCACUCAGUUGGAGAAUCUGGUAGAGCUCGAGCUUUCGUCGAAUAAUCUCUCUGGAUCGAUACCCAAAAGCAUCGGAAACUUGUCGAGCCUAUCGGUACUUGGACUACGAAACAAUCGGCUUUCUGGGUCGAUCCCUGCCGAGCUCGGAAGCCUUGUGAAUUUAGCACAUCUAGACCUCUCCAUGAACAUGUUGAGUGGAUCAAUCCCUUCUGAAAUAGGCGACAGUGUGAAGCUGCAAUAUUUAAGCUUGAGCAUGAACCAGCUGAAUGGCUCAAUCCCAUUUCGAAUAGGAAGCCUUGUGACCUUGCAAGAUUUGCUAGAUCUAAGCCACAAUUCAUUAAGUGGAGCAAUUCCUUCCCUUUUGGGGAAUCUUCGAAGCUUGGAGAAUUUAAACUUGUCUCAUAACAAUCUUUCUGGAUCAAUACCAGAUUCAUUAGGCAACAUGAUGAGCUUGGUGUCUAUUAAUCUAUCCAACAACGAUCUAGAGGGCCCUCUUCCAAGCGAAGGCAUCUUCAAAACAGCUAAAUUAGAAGCUUUUAGUAACAACAGAGGAUUAUGUGGAGAUUUGAACGGUCUCCCACGCUGCAAUAGUCCUGUGAUGACAGAUGAUCAAGAACAGAACAGCAACAAAAACCUUGUAAAGGUUCUUGUCCCAUCUUUAUUGGGAGUACUUUUAGUAUCCAUUGCAAUCUUUGGAGUUGUUUUUUGUAUCCUUAGAAAGAAAACCAGGCACGAUCCCGAAGCGAACAUGACAAGAGUGAGGGAGAAAGUGUUUUCAAAUAUUUGGUAUUUCAAUGGUCGAAUCGUGUAUUCCGACAUAAUCAACGCGACGAACGAGUUCGACGACGAGUACUGCAUAGGGGAAGGAGGAUCAGGGAAGGUUUACAAAGUGGAAAUGCCUGGAGGUGAGGUGUUUGCAGUGAAGAAGCUGCAUUCAUGGGAUGAUGAAAAGGGGUAUCAGAAUCAGAAGAGUUUUGAGCAUGAAGUAGCUGCUUUGACAGAAGUAAGGCAUAGGAACAUUGUUAGGCUGUAUGGAUUCUGUUCUAGAGGUGUUCAUACGUUUUUGGUUUAUGAUUAUAUUGAAAGAGGGAGUUUAGCUCAUGUUCUGAGUAGAGAAAAGGACGCGAAGGCAUUCGAGUGGUCGAAGCGGGUCGAGGUCGUAAAAGGCAUUGCACAAGCGCUAUCUUAUCUUCAUCAUGAUUGUCGGCCUCCGAUUAUACAUCGCGACGUAACAGCUAACAAUGUCGUGUUGGACUCUGAGUUUGAAGCACAUCUUGCAGACUUUGGUACGGCAAGGUUCUUGAAACCUGACAUGUCUCGUUGGACGACUGUUGCUGGCACUCAUGGCUACGUUGCCCCAGAGCUUGCAUACACUAUGGUGGCGACUGAGAAAUGUGACGUUUAUAGCUUUGGUGUCGUGGCGUUUGAAGUCUUGAUGGGAAAGCAUCCAGGAGACGUAAUUCUAUCGUUGCAUUCUUCACCUGAUUAUAAGGUUGAGUUGAACGAUAUCUUAGACUCUCGUCUUGCGCUUCCUCAAGACGAGAGAACAAUCAGUGACUUGAGUUUGAUAAUGAGUCUAGCAAUUUCGUGCUCCCAAAAACAUCCCCAAUCACGACCAACUAUGCGCAAUGCAUGCCAGUUGCUGGAGCUGCAAGCGGGAAACAAUUAGUAUUUUGAGACAACUUAAUCGGUGAAGUCUUCGUAGCUGCCGAUCAUCCAAAAGUUUGUUUCAUAGUUUAGCGUAUUUUGUAUUUUGGUUGUGAUUGUUAUUUGGUGAUCUUAGUCUCCGAGCAUUUAUCAAAUUUGAUGCAUUAUUAUUUUCAAAAGAGUUGUGUACAUAACGCUUAAAGAAUUGUGUUGUAAAAGAUUUUAAGAGAAGAUUAUCUAAUUAAGAUGACGUGAUUGAUUGUUA